AUGAGUGGAUCAUUCAGUAUGAAAGGGGGCUGGCACCCCAAAGGAAAGGAUGGGAAAAGUAAAGAAAGUUGGAGGGGAGACUUCAAGGGUAUAAAUCAAGUGGCGGGAUGGAUGGGCAAGGGCAAGGACCCCAACUCCGAAGAAAACGAUCAUGUCUCGCGACCGUUAUCAACCUUAAAGGAUCCAUCAUCCUUUGGACCACCUCCGAAGCACAUCAACUACCAUGGUCCAGCAGCGCUGCCCAAUGAGAUAACACCCGACCGACGAGGCCUAGGAGCUCCUCUGUCGCAGGACCACAUCGAGCAGCAGCGGGCUCAGCAGCAAGCAGCAAUCCAAGCAGAAGAGGAGGCCGCCCAAAAGCCCAAACCUCCUCCAGUGCCGUACCGUGUUAAUACAACUGGACUGUCUACGAAUAACCUUCCUGCACCGCCGGUACGACGUCUCGACUCGCCGAGUUCAGAGUCUCCCUCGGGCGCAAAGCCCCCCACGAAGCCAAAGCCUCAACUCCCACCUCGACUUCCCCCUCGAACUGGCUCACCCGCACAAACUCCUUCGCCACCGCCAGCCUACUCGGCUGUGACACCUUCUCCCUCCCAAGGCUAUGUGAAUCAGGAAGCGGCCGCGCGUCUCACAAACGCCGGUGUUUCGGUCCCAGCACUUGGGAUUGGAGAGACGCCUCGCGCAUCUCAGCCCUCACCAAGUGGCGAUGAUGCAUCUAUAAAUGAACUACAAUCCCGCUUUUCUCAGGUGCGAACUAACACAGGAUCUCCUUCACCGGCGCCGGAACCGCCUACACGUGCCUCGCGCCCGACAAGAUCGGUGGAAGGUCUCGCUCCACUCCCCGGCUUCCGUGACCGACAUGCCGGCACGAUUGAUGCGGGGAAGAAGAAAUUCGGCGGGAUGGCAUCGCGGAUCAAUACAUUUGUGGAGGACCGAAAGUUCUCGGCCAAUGCCAACAAACGUAUGCCCCGACCGGGUGUUCUCAACUCCCCUGUGAAACCAGCGACGCCGGCGAGUCCCAGAUCUCCUGCUCCUGCACCUCGACCUACGACCACUCCUACUCCGGCUCCUGCCCCGGCUCCUGCCCCUGCCCCUGCCCCUUCCCCUGUAUCCCUAGAGGUCCAGGCGCGCAAAAAGCCUCCACCUCCGCCUCCUAAACGGGCAGAGAUGCGUGCACCACCAACGAACAACGACGCUGCGCCAGUGUCGUCGUCAGCCCCGGCGCCACCUCCUGUACCGCUAAGCACCAAGCCCCGCUGA
This is a messenger RNA of Penicillium malachiteum, 1260 nucleotides long. RefSeq lists its product as uncharacterized. The transcript has 2 exons. NCBI's taxonomy places the organism in Eukaryota, Fungi, Ascomycota, Eurotiomycetes, Eurotiales, Aspergillaceae. The coding region runs from base 1 to 1260 and encodes 419 amino acids. The record is from RefSeq and is a predicted model, not a curated record.